Messenger RNA from Nicotiana attenuata, 405 nucleotides. RefSeq lists its product as uncharacterized. Lineage: Eukaryota; Viridiplantae; Streptophyta; Magnoliopsida; Solanales; Solanaceae. The record is from RefSeq and is a predicted model, not a curated record. The transcript has 2 exons. Bases 1 to 405 code for a protein of 134 amino acids.
AUGGGCUUUCCUGGUCGACACUUCCAGCUUCGACAUCGUCCCCGUGGAUAUCCUUGUGUACCAGAUGAGCCUCCCCAAUGCUAUUUCUCUCCACAAAAACCCCAAAGUCGUACAUCACUUUCCCCGUACCCAGCUCCACAAAAUGCCUAUCCACCCCCACGAGCAUACCGAAAACCCCCUGGAUCAGGUUUUCGGCCCAAUCAAGCGUUUAAGAACGAGAGGCUGCUGAAAAAAGAAAAGGCUUUCACUCCUAUUGGAGAAUCAUAUGCCAGUUUAUUUCAAAGGCUGAAGCAAUUGGACACGUUGAAGCCAAUCCAGAUAAAAAUGCCAAACCCUCUGCGACAUUCUCGUACAAAAUCUGGAUGCAGCAAACACCAGCCAAAGUCCAUCACCCGUGCACAAUGA